AUGUGGUACUCCACCUGUCACCAUACAAGUAAUAGUUUUAUAGAAUGAAAUAUGGAUUUGGAAAAUCUUGAUACCUACUUUAUCGCCGAACGUUUGGAAAGUGGCAGUGGAGAUUCGGGCGAAUCGGAAAGCUCUGAUAAUGGUGGUGGCAUCGAUGAUGAUUCUAGUAGUUUGAGUUCGCGCACCACUGGUGGUAAUGGUUGUGGCAACCCCUUCUCUCGACCUGAGAAUAAUCUUUUAAAAGGGUUGGUGGCUGCGCCACAGUUUAAAGAUCGUUUCGAACAGCAAGUACAACAGCGUUGGACAAAGGAAGAGGAUGAAAAAGUUGUUGAACUAGUACGACGAUUCGGUCUAAAAAAAUGGACAUUAAUUUCGCGUUACUUUAAUGAUCGAAUUGGUAAACAAUGCCGUGAACGUUGGUACAAUCAUCUCAACCCCAAUGUUAAGAAAACUGCAUGGACGGAAGAGGAGGAUCGUAUAAUUUUUAAUGCUCAUAUGGAAUGGGGCAAUCAGUGGGCGAAAAUAGCUAAGCUACUACCAGGACGUACAGAUAAUGCCGUAAAGAACCACUGGAACUCCACCAUGAAACGGAAAUUAGAUCCACAUCGCUUAAGAGUUCUAAGACGCCUGUAUCCUGAUUUACAAGAUUAUCGAUCAAAUCUGAAAGCUCUGAUAAAAGCGAGUGUCGCUGCAUCUACACAACCGCAAGUGCAAAACGAACAGAGUCAUGAGCAGCCGAGUACAUCGGCCGUUGCGGCAAUGCAAAUAUCAGCACAGCAGCAAGCCGCUAAGCCACCACCUACACGCCCACCACCAAAUAUAUUGAAGCGUGCGCGUCCGCAAACAAAACUAGAACAACAAUACUUAGAAAUGUGCACAACAAAUUCAACAAGUGGCUUCGAUAAUAUGGGUGUAAUUUCCCGUCAGUGGUUAAAAUCGCAAGCGAAAUUACCAGAGUCACCAGUUAUCACACAUAUAAAACCCUUACCAAUUUCCCCAUCACAAUUUUUCAAUUCGCCAUCCUAUGAAGACAUAAGCUUACGUGCCAGCACGCCUGCACACAAAGGUAGUGGGCGACCCGGAGUAGAAAUCAAAAAGGAGUUGGAAAGUUCAUCAAUUGAAACGCCCCAUAGAAGUAUUUUAGGUCCACGUACGCCAACAACUUUCAAGGAUGAUCCAACUGCUGCCGAUGUACUUGUUCAUGACGAACAAGUGAAUGACCCAGACUCUAGAAAUACCGUUUGUGGUGGUGGUUCCACAAUACAACCAACAAAGAAGGCACGAAAGUCAUUGAUUACCAGCUGGAGUGAAAAUGUUAUGCCCAGCAUGGGUGUCAAACAUGAAAAGAAACCAUUACCUUACGAAACUGAGGCUCGGAGUAAAUUUCUUACAUCUAACGAGUCAAUUGCUUUCUCACCCACAACUAUAAUUAUGAAAGAUACCUUAUGCAGUGAGGCUGACUUACUACUUGAAACCAAGGAAGAAGCCAAAAAAGAAAAUAGUCCCCAACAGCGAAAAUGUCAGCAACAACAGAGUCAAAAUGUAUUGUCGAUAUUGCCGCCGCGUGAACGCAAUAGACAACAAUAUUUGGAUCCCAAAUGGAGGCGUUUAGCAUGCGGCCAAACCAAGGAUCAACAAUUCAUGGUGCAACAAGCGCAUGCAUGCUUAAAGAAUCUGUCGCUAAUGCCGCGCUCACAGAAGCAAAAAUGACGUGAACACAAAGGGGAAACUUUUCGAGGCAAUUUACUAAACAUAAUUGUUGAUUAAAUAGGUAUAGGCUUAAGAAAAUACCAUACAUGUGUACACACAUUCUUUGAUGUGAGUACACACAUAUAUUUACGAGAUUUACUUAUUUUUUAAAUUAUU
Messenger RNA from Bactrocera latifrons, 1866 nucleotides. Its product is annotated as myb protein-like. The transcript is spliced from 3 exons. Gene Ontology annotation, molecular function: RNA polymerase II cis-regulatory region sequence-specific DNA binding; DNA-binding transcription factor activity, RNA polymerase II-specific. Gene Ontology annotation, cellular component: nucleus. Gene Ontology annotation, biological process: positive regulation of transcription by RNA polymerase II; mitotic cell cycle. The record is from RefSeq and is a predicted model, not a curated record. Lineage: Eukaryota; Metazoa; Arthropoda; Insecta; Diptera; Tephritidae.